AGAUAGUUAGUUCAUUUAUUUAAAAAGAAAUAGAAAUAGAAAUAAUGUUCUGUGUAACGUUUAUUGAUCUUAUCUUGGCGCAGCGUUAAAUCUAACUAUUUUUAACACUAUUUUGGACAGUAAAUGGACUUUUUUUUUUUAAUAUAUAUUGUUUCUUUUGGACUCACUUAAAUUUAAAACUGCAAAAUGGCAAACACGGAAACGUUGGAACGUUUUUUCAGUUACGUUGACCAAAACCAGGAACAUUAUGUUACUAGGUUAAGAGAAGCAGUAGCUAUUCCGAGUGUGAGUGCUGAUGCAGAUCAUCGUGAAGACGUUUACCGGAUGGGCGAUUGGCUCAUCGGGUUGUUCAAGCAACUUAAUAUUAGCUAUGAAGUUGCUGAACCAGGCACUCAUGUGCUAGAUGGUAAAACUUUGAAAUUGCCACCUAUCUUGUUGGGUACUUAUGGCAAUGAUCCUAAUAAAAAAACUAUCUUGGUAUAUGGACACUAUGAUGUUCAACCGGCUCUAAUUGAAGAUGGCUGGAGAUCAGAUCCUUGGAAGCUUACUGAAGAUUCUACUGGUCGUUUAGUAGGUCGUGGAUCCUCAGAUGACAAAGGUCCAAUUAUUGGUUGGCUUAAUGCAAUUGAAGCACAUCAAAAAGCUGGAAUUGAAUUUCCAGUAAACUUAAAGAUCUGUUUUGAAGGAAUGGAGGAGAAUGUAUCCGAAGGAUUAGAUGAUUUAAUUCUACGAGAGGCUAAUAGAUAUUUUAAAGGCGUAGAUGCAGUUUGCAUCUCUGAUAAUUAUUGGUUGGGUGUCACAAAACCAUGUUUGACUUACGGUUUACGCGGCAUUUCUUAUUUUAAAGUCACAGUUUCUGGUCCAGGGCGAGACCUUCAUUCUGGAGUCUUUGGUGGUACUGUUUAUGAGCCUAUGACGGAUCUGAUUAUUUUAUUCAGUAAAUUAGUUACUUCGGAUGGAAAAAUAUUGAUUCCUGGAAUCAAUGACGACGUAGCGGAAUUAACAGAUGAGGAAAAGGAAACUUAUAAGGCAAUUGAGUUCAAAAUACAAGAUCUUCAAUCUGCUAUCGAAUCUCAAACUAAUCUAUUCGAUAACGAAACUCAAACUUUACAAGCUCGUUGGCGCUAUCCGGCACUAUCUAUACACGGCAUUGAAGGAGCAUUUUCUGCACCCGGAGUUAAAACUGUAUUACCUUGUAAAGUUUCUGGCAAAUUCUCAAUUCGUUCAGUUCCAAACAUGGACCCUGAUAAAGUUACAGCUUGUGUUGAAAAAUAUUUAAAAGAAGAAUUUGCUAAACUGGGCAGUAAGAAUAAACUUAAUAUAGAAAGUUUACAUGGUGCCAAAGCAUGGGUUUCAAGUCCAAAUCACUGGAAUUUUGUCGCAGCAGCUAAAGCUGUUGAAAAAGUUUUUAAGUGCAAACCUGAUCUGACACGUGAAGGAGGUUCCAUUCCUGUUACUCUUACUUUCCAAGACGCGCUAAAUAAGAAUGUUCUUUUGCUUCCAAUGGGUAGAGGAGACGACGGCGCUCAUUCGACAAAUGAAAAACUUGAUCGAUCUAAUUAUAUUCAAGGAAUCAAACUGCUCGGUACUUAUUUACAUGAAGUAGCUGCUGUUAAAUCUACUUAAGUCAUCGGACCUGUCAUUUGCUUAGUUUAUUAGUUUUUAAACAUAGUCUUUAAGGCAUGCAUUAUAUUGAUUAUUAUUUUAGUUAUAAUUAAUAAAGUUCAACUUAUUUAAACAUAUAGUAGUUUU
Rhizophagus irregularis DAOM 181602=DAOM 197198 is the source of this 1752-nucleotide messenger RNA. NCBI's taxonomy places the organism in Eukaryota, Fungi, Glomeromycota, Glomeromycetes, Glomerales, Glomeraceae. The record is from RefSeq and is a predicted model, not a curated record.